Molecule: messenger RNA, 7258 nt
Organism: Aspergillus calidoustus
Lineage: Eukaryota; Fungi; Ascomycota; Eurotiomycetes; Eurotiales; Aspergillaceae
Source: the annotation of a GenBank genome assembly
CUCGAGGAAAUCGCGACAGCCUCGCUGAGCAGCAACAAUCACUUCAUUUCACUCGGCUUGCCAUGGAUUUGCAGCCACCUUCUGUGCUGGCUCAAUUGCCGCGCCCGCUACACGCCUCGACGGGCAAAACUCACAUCAGCGAGGUAUACAGCUUGGCUGAUUCGAGAAGGCGCAAGAGAUAUGAAGUCGCUAUCGCUGUCGACGGUGAAGCUGUGAACUUGUACAACAUCCAAAAUCCGAAGCUAGUAACCUCCUACGCCGUUCCCCCGCAGUCGUCCUUCUCAUGCCCUCCAUGCUCGUUGCGCCGCAAGCUUCAAAACGGAUCUGGUGUUAAGAGGCAGACCUAUGCUGCGGUCAAAAAGGAAAUCAAGGCUUUUGUCGAGGAAAGUGCCGGCGCCGGGGCAAGCGCACCCGUCAUCUCGUCCUCAACUUUUGCUGUCAAGGAUUCUAGCAGCCCGAUCGCUUUCAUUGGCAUCGUACCCACUUCAAGCACAGAAGAUGAGGAUAAAGAACCUUUCGACAUUUUAGCCGUACACCGUGAUGGCCAUGCGCGACGAUUGUCCCCCGAUCUUGAGACCCAGCAGUGGAGCAUCUCGCACAGCGAACUCGCCAAGGGCAGCUCGCCUCACGCAAUUCAUGGAUGCUUCCUGUUGGAAUUCGACGACGCCAGGAAGUCACUGUUGAAACGACGACCCGAUCUCCUUUCUCUUGCUCUCGGAGACUCAGCAAUCUCAGGAAAUGAGGACCCGUCAAUUCUGUUGCUCGUCUCGCAUUCUGACGCGGAAAAGAUUAGCUUAAGUGAAGUGAGUGUUCAGAUAUUCUGCGUCCCCGCCUCCUCCCCGAGCCGCUCUACCGAUGAGAGCCAGAAGAUGCGGCAUCUUUCGACAGUCACUCUUCCCAAUAUUUUCGAGGAGAAAAUCGAGCCCAGUCGUCUGCAUUGGCAGUUCCAUUCUGCUUCAGCGGGAUUGAACCUCUCCUUUGACAAGGGCUUUAUUAACUUCGACCUUUCGCAAUAUACGCCCGCAGCGACUUCGAAGUUUACUCUUGAUGACGAGGCUUUCUCUUCUCUUAUGCGCAUUUCGCCGCACUCCGUAAUCGGUGCCGGCAAAUCGAUGAUCGCCUUAUACGAUACCCAAUAUAAGUCAAUUCAGCGCAGCAUUGUGAGCGAUGGCAUCCCCUCUGCCGCGACUGACAAGUCACGCAUCACUUUCAUCAACUAUUUUGCGAAGCUUGAUCUUGUAGUUGCGACACAGGGCAAUUCUUUGCUGGCCUUUGAUCUGGGCUCGCAGACCACAUCAGGAAUUCCAGGAAAACGCUCUAGAGACGGUCUACUAAUCGACGCGAUUGGCCGUGGUAUUGGAUGUGAAUUCCAGUGGGACAAGGUGUCGAAGAAGCAGCGUACUGACAGCGCCGCCGCUUUGGACCUUACUUCGCCUGAGGAGACGGACAAGUGGAACGAGUUUGCACACAAUUUGCGUGAAUGCCUCAGCCGCAAGGACGCCAGCGCCUUUGACGGUGCUGUCGAGGCUUAUUUUGGAGUCGGAGAUAAUCACGUCCUCCCAUCACCAGGACAAUACGUCAACACUGAAAAGAUACUCUUUCUGUUAUCACUAAUCUUCUCCGUGGAAGGCGACGUCACGACCAAGGACAACAUCUCUGCCUCACCAUCGAUCAAGAUGUCAGUUAGCUUGUGGCCGACUCGCACAUGCAGAUGGCUCAUUCGCUUGGGAUAUUUUUACCCCGGUCACGUCGAAUCUGCCCUUCGCCGCUCCUACAAACCUCGAAUCCUCCCUUCGCUUCCGAUCGGUACUUUUGUCCAGGCAAUCAGGGACUCGGACCCUUCCUUAGAUCGAUUGGUAAUGGUCCUCAAAGGCCCUGUUGCCUUCAACCCGGACGAACUUGCUCAAGCCCUCAAGCUGUUCCUCGCCACGGCCCGCUCUUGUAUUAUUCCCACGGACAAUGAGCAAGAAGCACCGAAAGCAUUGACAGAUGGCAAGGAUGAAACCACACCUAGCAAAGCCGUUGCCCUCUCGACCAACGACGAACUUGCAGUUUCCCGCCCCGAAUCUCCAUCCUCUCUUCCCACCACCUUCACCGGCCUGAACGUCACCCUUCUCAAACUCCAGACUCACCCGCACCAAACAACAACGACUGCUCUCCGCAACACCCUCACAAGAGCAGACCUAAUCUCCACAAUCCAACACCUUCGUCUCUCUCUCGCAACAGGCGGCCACACAACCCGCUUCACAGAAACCCCUCCAACCCCGAUCACACCACACCUAAUUUCGCCUUCUCUCCCGCUUAGCACAAUCACCAGCCUUCUCAACUCAGCCAUCGACGCAAUCGGUCCCACCGGCUGGGUAUCUGUCUCCCCUACCACAGACCUAAGCGUCGACCCCGAGGCAACAGGACUGCGCGACUUAGCUCUCAUCGCCGAAAUGAAGUCCGAAGUCUCCGCCGCCCUCGCCGGAGUCGAGGAAGCCACGAUGCUCACGGGGAUCCUAAGAGAAUACCUUCGCUACUCCACGAGCGUCGAAUCCCGACCCAAACACCUCACCACCGGCGCCGACGAAACCGCACCAUCCUCCACAUCCAUCCGCCAAGAGAAGCUCAACGGCGCAGACCUUCUCAUCUACGGCGCGCAGGACGAAGAUGGUGAGGGCGACGCGAGUGGCAAGUUGCUUCCGCUUUCCCUCAAGGCUGUCAGGGGCGUGAGCAGGACGAAGGUGCUCAAGGGCUCAGGAAAGGUUGUGGAGCGCAGUAAGCGUGAGAUGGGCUACCUGAGGCGCAAGGCCGCUGGCAAGUAUACCUUUGAGCGGCUUGUCGUCUAGAUUCUCCGGCAUUGUUGUAUAUUUCGCUAUAUACCUAAAAGUAGAAUGAAUGAGCAGACGUUUUACGUUACUUCCGUCCACUAGUUGGCCCUUGCUACAAAUAGAGAUGAGGAAGAAAUGAUGGAAAGCACUGCCAUUGACUCUGAUCCGACUCAAUAUGUACAAGUUCAAAAGUCCAGUAUAUAAAAGUCUAUGCAUAAGGAUAUAUAAUGUAUCAAUGGCCGUCUCCGUCGGCUUUGGUUCCAUCGGAUUUCCAUCGCGGAGUCCUUACCCUGUCUCAGUCGCAUUGCAUCGAGAGCAGAUCCUCCAUGCCUGGUAAGCAUAAUAACCUAGGGCAAGGCGAGGUAGAUGUUGUGCCCAGGUUUUUGAUCACGUCGCCCAACUCCCACAAAGAAUUGCCGGUAGGAUAUCUCAGACCAGAAUAAAUCACACACAAAUUUUAGAGGUACAUGCGGCAUCAGGAUCAGCUUUAACGGAGGCGUAAACAUAAGCGUAAGCAUAAGUCUUCUCAGUCGUAGUGCGCAGACACGCACAUGCAAAGGGAGAAAAAUAAAUAAAUCAUUAGGGUAGAACAGAGCGUCGUGGAAAUGGCAAGGAAGUCGUGGCGGCGUUAGUGUAGAAGAAGGGGGAAUAAAAGUAUGGCGAUGAAGAAGAUGGAGGAGUUAGGAUUCUGGCGCAUUCAGGAAUAUCCGGUGGCGAUGGUAACAGCAGAACACCAAGUGAAAUCAUCGCAUAAGAUAGGAUCCGGGGAGAUUGGGAGUGAUACAGCGUCCAUGAUGAUGAGCAUCAGAGGUAAUGUAGUAAAAUGUGUGUAAACCCGCAAGAUAAGGUGAAACUGUUAUGAAUUUGGCGUCUGACCAUGGGAUGGGGUUGGUGCCGCAAAUGUGGGACGAGGUAUAUCAUCUUGAACCGCUUGUUUGUCCCAUCAUUCAGUCUGUGGCUGUCAGAGGCAAGGCGUGUUUGUAGUCUGAUGGGAAGAAGAUUGUUCCACACAGUUGGAACAAGAUCCAUCAACAGGAAAGAAGGAGACGCUGGUAAAAAUAUGCAUGCUUUUGUGUACUAGUCCACUAUGCAAGUAGCACCGAGUCCACAUGGAAUGGUUGUCCACGGAAACCGAGUCCAAAAUCAGUGAGUCGUCCCCAUAGUUGAGUUUUCCGCGCGCUCUUUCAAGCGCAUUGCCUGAGACUCGAGAGAUAGAGCCAUGAGUUUCAUCACUAAGAGGGCAGUCAGCAUGGGAGAAGUUGAGGCUCAUAGAGCAAAGGGGACCUACCUGGCCACACAGAAGCCCUAUCGAGCAGGCUAGAGGUCACAAGUAGGAUUUUACAGCCAUAACCUCCUUCCACGCUCGACAGGCGCUGUAGGACGGUCAUGCCCGCUGAGGUUACACUGUUUUGCACAUCCUUCUGCAUCUUCUGUUCGAUGCUGGAAAGAAUAUCCCGAGUCUUUUCGAUGAGCUUGACGUCUUCAUCUUCCAGGAGCAUGCUUUCAGCAGCCUGGGCGAGAUCAAUGUCGUCGCGGCCUAGAAUACCCAGGUACGGACCGACACGCUCUUGCACGGUCGUAAGCCAUUCCGCAAGAACUUCAGCACAAUCAAAGGUACACAUGGCACUCUGAAGUGGGAGCUCCCGGCAGGUGAAGUCGGCGAACGUGUUACCUAGCUGGUCGGACAUGGCAAAGGAGUCCGCGGCAUAGCAAGCUGCUCUGCGCAGGAGUUUUUCACGCUUCGUCUGCCCUGAGCGGUAUACACCUAGCAAGGCCUGCAUUGGCCGAUCUUGCGUUGGGGUCUGAGAAAUAGCAAGGUCACCGACACCUAGACUGGCCACCGAGUCACGCCGAACGUCUAGCGGAACCGGCUCUUCCGCAAUAGAAGGAUCGAGUACAUCUGUUGCCAUAUCCAUAGCGUUAUCCAUGUCUGUUCCACGGGCGAGUUCAUCUGCCAUGGCGUUCCAGUCCCGCUGCCAGAAGGCUUCUUUGCAACGGCCAAGAUCAACAAAAAGACGGACGUAGGCAAGGUCCAAAAGCGGGAUGCUGUCAGCCGAGAGAGGCCCAGCUCCGUAGGGAUUGGGCCGUUCUAAACUGUGCACGGGAUUGGUAGUCCAUGCGGUCUGCCAUGCGCGCAAAGCAGGUUCGAUGUGGGCUCGCAUGGCAUCCGUCUCUCUUGAAGUCCAUUGGCGACCCAUGUGGCGCUGGCGUGUUUCCCAGAUGUAAUUGUGCAGAGCGUAGAUCAGCACGAAGCAACCAAAGGUACUAGGCCUUAGAUCGCUGCUGCUGGGAUCAUCCGAUGGAGCAUUGGUACCGGACUGCGCCCGCCGACCGGCCGUUAAAAGGGUGGUGAGUGCGUACGAAAAGGCGACCGUCCUCUUGGAACGAGCAUGGCCUCCCAACUUCCUCCAGGCCUGUGGCGAUUCCGCUGCCCACAGGUCCUCUUCACAGGGCAGAUCCAGGCGAAUCUCCGAGUUUGUCAACGCAGGCGCAUGGUUGUAGGCGGAAACCAAGAAGCAAGAUGCGGUGAAAAUGGCGAAGAGUGUCCGUUUCCGUUCUUCCACAAUCUUCCAAUCGAGCCAAUCCUUCCUUUCCUUUGGUUGCCCGAAGGCAGACUGGCCCCAAGCACCCGAAUCUGGCUCCUGACCCUGGGUGUCGUGCCCGCCAGACAGACCGGUGUUGAGAUAGUCUUGUGGCAGAUCUCUUGCAUCAAUAUGCUGGGUCAAUUCAGCGGCCCGCGCAAGACUGACCAGCGCUGCACAAUGCGUGCUUGCGAUAUCAGCGGAAGUCUUAUCGCCGCAGGUGUGGCCAUAGAUGACGUUGAGUAACAUGGCCUGCACAAGCCAGAGAGGCGUGUUGUGUACAGAAUUAUCACGUGAGCUGAGAUUGAGAUGGCCACUAGGAACUCGCAGAUGGUUCGUAUAUUCAGGUGCUUGAAAAUUGAGACUGGGAAUGUGAAGGAAUGGUAAAUGAGGAUGAAAAUAGGUAAUGUAGGCGGAAAUAAAGCGUUGCAUGUCCGGAGUGCUGGGCAGCUGGCUAGUGGAGCUUAUAGAAGAAGAGCGGGAGUAAAGGUCGCGACAUUGAAUCAUUCCUGAGGCUGGCUGAGAGUACUUGCGAUGAUUAAAAGAGGUGGGCUGCGCCAUGCUGGCUAAUAAAGCCCGUCGUGUGGAGUCUGUAAAUGUAUCGGUUGAUGCUGGGGCAUGGUGAGAUCGUACGGCACUAUUCGCGAAAGGUAGGUUGAAAGGAUUAGGAGAUUCUCCGUGUGUUGCCAUGGAGGAUGAAAACAUACUGCUCUGCGAAUGUGCUCCCAGCAUGGGCUGUCCGACUGAUGUCAUGGACGGAGGAGUGGCAUAGGCCUCAGCGAACGGGUUUUGAGCCAACAGGGACUUGGGAGAGACUGUUUCCGGCGCGAUACCUAGAUCAUUAAAAGUAGGCGAGGCAUACUCGGCGAACUGAGCUGCGGACGUCGCUGGAUGGGGCGAGAAUUGAUUUUGCCAUCCCACAGUCGGCAUUGAAAAUUGGUUUGUCCCGUCCAUCAUUGGCUCACUGAUGCCACUCUGGCUGCCCGUGCUCAUGGCCGAAGGCGAAGACUCGUCUAUCGCAGACUCAUUGUGUUUUCCUAUGGGUAAUGAAGGAUCGAAUCUCUGCAUCCAAUCGUAGUGAAGUUCAUCUUCCAUGAUGGCUUCCGUGGUAGGAGGCAUAUGGUGGGUUCCGUAUGGGGACGAGGGAACGUCGUUCCCAAAUGGCUGAGGAGAACCUCCGAAAUGGAGCUGGGCUGGAUUGAUCGUGCUGCCAUGACCGAUGAACUCGUGAACACUGCCAAAGUCGAAGCUGCCGUAUACAGGCGCCGUACGUAGCCCUCCAGAAAGGUCCAUGGCUAGCCCAUGUGUUUCCAAUUUGGUGAGUCCGUUCAAAGUCGGCUGGUGGUUGGAGGAAUAGCCGCGAUAGUCGAUGUUCGAGCCCACAGACGAGCUGAGGCUAGGAUGGUAGGCAUGGCCAGAGUGACCGGAUGGACCUGGGCCAGCGUUCGUGUUGCCGAGCCCCAACGAGGCUGCGUCGACGUGGCUGAUAGUGUUCGCUCGAGGACGCAUAUUAUUCGAGUUAGAGUUACUGGCAAUAGAGUUCUUGCGAACGCGGGUCGCUCCCGGCCCAGCGGCUCCUGUGCUUUCUCUCCGAGCGUUUCUAGGUCUUGAAGAUGGAGUAGUAGUCAUAUGCAGUUUCUGCUGAUGUCUAAGGAGAAGAUCGCGGCGAGCAAAGCAACGAGAGCAGUCUGGACACUCGAAUGGUUUCUCUUUUGUGUGCGAGCGCUCAUGGCGCUUCAGAUGUUCGAGUCGUGCAAAGGAGCGACCGCAGGUUGUACAGCCAUGGGGCCGUGGUUUGUCCGUUUUCGGAGGAGGUACAGUGGCUGCAUUAGCUGGCAUAUCUUUCUUCGAACUGUCUUUGGG